AUGUCCCGUCCAUCAGCGAGUCGACCAGUCCCGUCGGUGUUUGUCCCUGAAGGAUUUUUCCAAGCCUCCCUAUUUAUCUCCAAAAUGACUCAUCUUCAGCUGCGGCUCAGGGUUUUGGGCCUGUGUCUCCGCAAGAAACUGUUCCACGAGGACAUCAGAGGCGUCUUCGGAUUUCAGUCAAGCAGCUGGCCUGCCCACUACAAGAUCACCCAGAUCGCGCGAGAGGAGGUGUCAUCGGAAGUUCGCCUCAUGCAGGCUCUGCUCCCCACCACCAUGUCAAAGCACCUGGGGGUCGGCUUCGCUUCCCAGCCCCCUUACCGGUUCCUCAGGGAGUCGGCGGCUCACCUCCUGGAGAUGUCCUGGGUUCAGUUCCUCCGGGGCCUGAAGACCAGGAUGGCACAACACCCCAAGCUGCAGCUCGAACCACCCAUUAACAUCUCGAAAGUCAAGCUCUCGCAGGCCACCGAGGCCUUCCUGUCACAAGGACCGAAGUUCGCUCCGGAGCUUCCGGUUUCAAGGGUCGACAACCUGGCAGCGGUGCACGAGGUGGCCUCGAAGAUCCCGGAGGCCAACCGCCAGGAUUUUGUCAGCGCCGGCUCCAGGACCGUCCGCUUCCACGGAGGCGGAUCCACCACUGGGAACAUGGCCCGAACGGUCAUCGAGGAGUUCCGCCAGGCGGACCUUAGGCUCCUCGAGGCAGACAAGGAGGGAAUCUUCGUGGUCCUUGACAGGGACCAGCUGGACCAGAAGACGUCGGCCGCCCUAUGUAAGAAUUUCAGGCCCCUCAGGGCCCGGCCUUCUGGCGCACUUCGAUCCGAGGCCAAAGCCCUCUGCGACUCUCUGAACCUUCCCUCUCUUAAGAGCUUAAUCAGCCUGCCUUCUCAGCAAUACCUUUCUAUCUUUUUCUCGGCCAAAACCCAUAAACCAGACAUUCCACUCCGCAGCAUUAUCUCUGAAAAAGGCUGCUGGCAGAGACCCUUGGCCUUGUUUCUACAAAAGCAACUCUCAGUCCUUGAUCUCCCUCACCCCUUCCGCAUUGACAACUCCUCAGCCUUGAUAAAGCCCCUAGAGGAACUCCAUUCCGCCCAGAGCACCGUCGCCGUUUUCUCACUUGAUAUAGUCGACAUGUAUUAUAGCCUAGAUAUCCCCACCAUGCUCUGUUUCAUCAGCGAGGCCAUACACCUCCACGGCGCGGUCAGGUUCCAGAACUCAGCGGGGAUCUCCGUGUCGGGGUUUCUGGACCUCAUCGACCUCUACCUACGCUCAACCCUAGUGGAGCACGAGGGAAGAAUCUACGCCCAGAAGACAGGGGUUUGCAUCGGCUCGUGCCUCGCCCCCAUCUUGAGUGAGAUCUACUUGUUCUUCGUCGAUAGGCGGGUUUCCGAGGCCCUCACAACUCUCGCCCAGGGCACUUCCGUCUUCCGAUAUGUGGAUGACUACCUCAUCGUUCACCAAGCCACCUCAGAUCCUAAAAAUAUUGAGCAGAUAUUCUCAGAUAAUUCGUUCGGUCUAAAAUUUACCAGCGAGGCCCCCACACAGAACGGACUACAGUUCUUGGAUCUUCGCCUUCACCCCAAGGAUUCCGGCAUUUGCUGGUCCUUCCAGCAAAGAUCUUGCAAACCAGUGCUUCCCUUCCACAGCAACCAUUCAAAAAACGUCAAAAGCGGAAUCGUUCAUAACCUCCUAACCUCAUCCCGAUCCAAGUCAUGCUCUCACUUAAUCUCGACGAGCUGCUCCCUACAGCUCACCCGCCUCGUCAAAGCGGGCUACCCAAAAGACUUACUUGAGACCCGAUUAAAACGCAUUAUGAUAGCCCAGGCCUCCGGCACACAACCUAAGAGCAGGCCACGCGCAUCCCGCUUCGCGUGCAUUCCAUACGUGCACAACGUCUCCCACAGAAUCAAAUCGUUAGCACUCCGACAUGACACGCAGGUGUUCUUUUCAUGUCGCCUCAGGCUCUCCUCGCUCUGCAGGAAGGUCAACAACCCAACCGCCCCAAAGCCGUGCUCCAAAAAACACGCCACCAAGUUCGUUCCUUGCAGACAGGCCAGCGUCUACUCGAUCCCGCUCGGGUGCGGCGCGCAAUACAUCGGCCAGACAGGCCGAUGUCUAAACGACCGCCUAAGGGAGCACGCCAACGAGGUACAGCAGGCGGCUUCCAACCCAUCCCUCCAUUCCCUGCACCCAAUUGCCCAGCACGUCGGUUCGUGCCCCUCCUGCGAACCAGAGUUUCCGGCCACCACGACAGUGGGCACACACAGGUCAAGAUACGGCCGCGAGAUUAUCGAAGCCUUCGCUAUGCGCCAUUCACCGCAAAACAUCGGGUCCCCAUCGCUUUGUCUCUCCGACGCCGACGUUUCCUUUCUGCGUCCGGAGUUGCGACAAACGUAGGCGCCUUUGAAGUAGGGUCGCCCUUCCCUCCUCAAGGUCACUUCCCUUAUUACCCCCCCCC
Messenger RNA from Ixodes scapularis (black-legged tick), 2452 nucleotides. RefSeq lists its product as uncharacterized. The coding region runs from base 1 to 2391 and encodes 796 amino acids. The transcript has a single exon. Lineage: Eukaryota; Metazoa; Arthropoda; Arachnida; Ixodida; Ixodidae. The record is from RefSeq and is a predicted model, not a curated record.